Molecule: messenger RNA, 1580 nt
Organism: Coccinella septempunctata (seven-spotted ladybird)
Lineage: Eukaryota; Metazoa; Arthropoda; Insecta; Coleoptera; Coccinellidae
Product: tubulin beta chain-like
Exons: 2
Coding region: 106-1443 (445 amino acids)
Biological process (GO): microtubule cytoskeleton organization; mitotic cell cycle
Cellular component (GO): cytoplasm; microtubule
Molecular function (GO): structural constituent of cytoskeleton; GTPase activity; GTP binding
Source: RefSeq, a predicted model, not a curated record
CCUGGAUAUACGAAAAACAAAACGAUUCAAAUUCAGUUCGAUUACCAGGUGUUUGUCUUUUCUCCUACUGGUACCGGCUACAAACGUCCUCAAACAAAUAAAAAAAUGAGGGAAAUUGUACACAUUCAAGCAGGUCAAUGUGGAAACCAGAUAGGUGCUAAGUUUUGGGAGGUGAUUUCGGACGAGCAUGGGAUAGAUCCUUGUGGGAACUACCACGGGAACAGCGACCUCCAACUGGAGCGUGUCAACGUCUACUACAACGAAGCUACUGGUGGUAACUUCGUCCCCAGAUGCGUCCUGGUGGAUCUGGAACCCAUGAACCUGGACUCUGUGAGAUCCGGACCGUUUGGACAACUCUUUCGUCCGGACAACUUCAUCUGGUCGAUUGGAGGUGCUGGAAAUAACUGGGCCAAAGGUCACUACACCAAUGGAGCAGAAAUCGUUGAUGCUGUUAUGGACAUCAUAAGGAAAGAGUGUGAGGGUUGCGACUGUCUCCAAGGUUUCCAACUCACGCAUUCCCUUGGUGGUGGUACUGGUUCAGGUAUGGGCACCUUGAUCAUGAAUAAGGUACGAGAAGAGUACCCUGAUAGAAUGAUAUACACUUAUUCAGUUUGCCCGUCCCCAAAAGUAUCAGUUACCCUGGUAGAGCCUUACAAUGCCGUGUUGUCCAUCAAUCAGCUCAUCGAGAAUGCAGAUGAAACCGUGUGUAUAGACAACGAGGCUUUGUACGAUAUCUGCUUCAGGACUUUGAGGCUCACCACUCCAACCUACGGUGAUUUGAACCAUUUGGUAUCGGUGGCCAUGUCGGGGGUGACCACUUGCUUCAGGUUUCCAGGGCAACUCAACGCAGAUCUGAGGAAAUUGGCUGUGAAUACUGUACCUUUCCCGAGGCUUCACUUCUUCAUGUGUGGUUUUGUUCCUUUGACCUCUAGAGGCAGCCAACACUACCGAGCAUUGUCAGUGCCGGAUCUCACCCAACAGAUGUUCGAUGCCAAGAAUAUGAUGGUUGGUUGUGACCCCAGACACGGGAGGUAUCUAACUGUAGCAACGGUGUUCCGUGGGAGGAUGUCAAUGAAGGAAAUCGACGAGCAAAUGAUCAACAUCCAGAACAAAAACAGCAGUUACUUCGUCGAAUGGAUCCCUCACAAUGUGAAGACGGCAGUUUGUGAUAUACCCCCAAGAGGUCUCAAGAUAUCCGCUACUUUUAUGGGUAACACCACAGCGAUUCAAGAGCUGUUCAGGAGGCUGUCCAAGCAGUUCACUUCGAUGUUCAGGAGGAAGGCGUUCUUGCAUUGGUACACCGCAGAAGGAAUGGAUGAGAUGGAGUUCACAGAGGCUGAAUCGAACCUUAACGACCUCAUAACGGAGUAUCAGCAGUACCAAGAGGCUACUUGUGAUGAUGGAGAGUACGGUGAAGGGGAAGAGGAAGAAGAAGAAGAAUGAUACUAUCUCCAGAUUGUUAAGCAUAAAGUUGAAACUAACUAGUUUUGGGAAUUUUUCCAGUUUAUUAUCACUUUUGAUUCUUGUUAGGCUUAAGAUUUCGAUGUUCUUGAAAAUUUGAGAUUAAAAAUGAUAAUUUA